Messenger RNA from Monoraphidium neglectum, 324 nucleotides. RefSeq lists its product as hypothetical. NCBI's taxonomy places the organism in Eukaryota, Viridiplantae, Chlorophyta, Chlorophyceae, Sphaeropleales, Selenastraceae. The coding region runs from base 1 to 324 and encodes 107 amino acids. The record is from RefSeq and is a predicted model, not a curated record. The transcript has a single exon.
AUGCCCGAAAAAGCUGAGGGCCGCCAACAGCCAAGCCUGGUGGUCGGGACGGACGGCCCCUUGCCAGAGCUGCCCCUCGGCAGCAGCGCCGGCCUCGGCAGCCCGGGGGGCCGCGGGCCCGGCACGCAGUGGGGCGGCAGCCCUGGGGGUCGCGGGUACGGCGGCGGUCACGGCGGCAGCCCGGGGGGCGGGCGGGGACGGUGGGGCAGCCCCGUGGGCCAGCAGUGGCGCGGCAGUGGGAGCCCCGGGCCCUUUGGUUACAGCAGCGGCGGUGGAGCUGGAUGGGGGAACGGCUCCCCUGCGGCAAAGUGGCAGCACCGGUAG